This is a messenger RNA of Lineus longissimus, 3060 nucleotides long. RefSeq names its product reticulocalbin-2-like. Gene Ontology annotation, cellular component: endoplasmic reticulum. The transcript has 6 exons. Gene Ontology annotation, molecular function: calcium ion binding. NCBI's taxonomy places the organism in Eukaryota, Metazoa, Nemertea, Pilidiophora, Heteronemertea, Lineidae. Bases 113 to 1111 code for a protein of 332 amino acids. The record is from RefSeq and is a predicted model, not a curated record.
GUGUUGCGUCUCGUCCAUUUCAUAUCGAUAGCGGGAGGUCUAAACACUGGCAUUCCGAAACACUCUCUUUGCCUUACUGGGUGCUACUAAAGGACAAUUGAAUCAAUUCAAAAUGAAGCUUUUGUACUCAGUGGUUUUAUUUGGACUUCUGUCUCUAGCUUUUGCUGACGGCAUCCCUCAUCCAAAGGAGCAUAGAAAAGGAGACCACGUAAAGGAAGAGGCGCAUCCUGGAGUUGACUCAAAUCUUCAUUUCAAAGAUGGUGAGCACGAUGCAGACUAUGAUCACAAAGCUUUCCUUGGAUCUGAAGAUGAGGCCGAUGAGUUCAAAGAGUUGGACCCCGACGAGGCCAAGAAGCGUCUGCUCGUCCUUGCCAAGCGCAUGGACACGGACAAGAGUGGCGAUGUAUCAAAGGACGAACUCCAGCACUGGAUCUCAAACUCAUUCAAAAGUUUAGAUGAGGCCGACGCCAAGAAGCAGUUUGACCGCCAAGACAAGGACAAGAACGGCAGCGUGACAUGGAGCGAGAUGCUGCAGGAGGUCUAUGGUUACACCCCCGAAGAAGUCGCACAACACGAGAAUGACUCCUCUGAUGAAAUGAAGAACUUUGUCCAGAUGACCAAGGAUGACAGGAAGAAAUUCGACCUGGCUGAUGAGAGUGGAGACGGAACCCUUGACUUCAAAGAAUUUGUUGCCUACCACAACCCCCAUAACUUCGCCCGUAUGGCACCCGUCGAGGUCGAGAAGACGAUGCGCGAUUAUGACAAGGACAAGGAUGGCAAGAUCUCAUACACUGAAUACCAACAGAAAGAUGAGAAACCAAAGAAAGGUGAAGAGGCAAAAGAGGAAGAUCAAGCCGAGAUGGAAAAACAAUUCAAAUCAUACGACAAAAAUAACGACGGCCAUCUCGAUGCUGACGAGGUUAAGGCAUGGGUCAUCCCUGCCAUGGAUGAGCUCUCUGUGGAGGAGGCGGCGCAUCUGUUUACGGAGGCCGACAAAGACAAGGACGGCAAGCUCACCAUGGACGAGAUCACAGACAGCCACGAUUUGUUCGUAGGAUCACAGGCAACUGAUUAUGGUGACGCCCUUCAGAGGAUGAAGGAGGAGUUAUAAAUGUGGACUUUGAUAGGCAAAGAGAAUGUAUUUGAAUGUCCUGCUGUGUGUGCAUCCUAGAAGCUGGUCCAAAUUAUGGCGAUUUUUGUUUUGCUUUUUCUAGCGUACCUUGAUGAUUUUGGAAGUUUGAACUGAAACUAAUAAUUUCUUUAAUUUUGGUUUUAGUUACAAAAACUUUUGUGUUUUCUAUCUAAAACUAGUAUCUAUGAUGUACCACAGACCUGUAGAUUGCAGACGAAGGUAGCAUAAUUUUUGUGCUAUGCUUCACAGCAGUGUAAUAUAUUUGUGCAUUUCCGUUUUUGUCGUAGUCAAUUAGAAAUUAUGGGUGUUUCCAUCCAAGAUUCGAUCCUGCCAACCUACUUCAUUUAGUUACAAUUUUUCGCAUGUCCGGACUUGCUUUUUGUUCAGAAGAUGAAAACAAAUGAAAUAAUCAUGAUUUUUUCAAGGAUAUGUUCAUUUUUUCAAGGAUAUAUUCAUUGUCUGCCCAGUGCACAUAAACUAAAGGGCAAUGGAAGAAUAAUGAUGCAUCAUAAACCCAUGUCACGAGCAGACGUACAGCAAUUUAUGAAUAAGUUGUUUACAAGUUCAUCCUGGCAUUUGGGACAUCUGGUUGAAGCUUCAUUUGCAGAGCAAAUUCAUGUUUGGUAAUUCUCUAGUUUAGCAUAAUUUUUUCUCAAAUCACUGGUAUAAUUUUGAGUGCUACUCCAUCUCAAUUAAGUCCCUAUGUUAAUUUCUUCUAAAAAUUUUGUGUUGAACUGAUUUCAGGCAAAACUGCUGAUAUGGUCGCUAAAAAUAUAGUUGUAGUUUUAUUAUUUAAUCAUAAUAGCCAUGAAUAGUUUGGGCCCUAGUAGGGACAAAUCCUUUAUUUAAUUCUAUAGUCUUCUCCAAUAGACGUUAUAUCUGCUUGAUAUUUUGUUUAAAACAGAUGUGAACAUUAUGUGCUAUAUAUGGUAAUGGCGUGAAAUUACUGCUGUUAACGGAUACAUAAUUGUCAUAGCUCAAGAAAGUCUUGUUUAAGUUAUGCAAUAUUAUGUCACACACAAGUAAUAAUAGGACAUGAAGGCCAUGACCAUCUAUGCAAGUAUCAAAAUUGAAAUCAUAAUUUUGUUUCAAUAGUGCAACAGAGGAGAAUUAUUGGUAUAAUCGAUAACAGUAGGGUGGAAUAAUACAUCUAUCCUUGUAACCGGGUACCAAGAUAGAAUCUCACAAUUUUAUGUCAACUUUUCACAGUGUCAUAACUUGAAUUUCUGAAAUAGUGCUUUUAAUGAAUUACCCUUGAAGGACAGUCUGUAUUCAAAAUCAUGGAAGUUUCCAAAACUUUUGUGAAACCAUGACAAUGCCUUCCCAUUCUCCAGAUGUUAAUUUGGAAUUUCAUUUUAUUGAAAACCUUGCCAUUUGUCCUGAAAGUGUUAAUUUCACAGUUUUCCUUCCAAAGUAAAUUUGGAAAAAGGCUGUAAAAAAACAAAAGCUUAUCUUGUCAUUAUCAUUCACAACGAAGAUAUCUAUGCAUAAUAAUGUCCAUUAGGCCUCGAAUUUAAUAGAGGUACCGCUUUUCAAAAUGCUGAUUUAUUUAAGUUACAAAAGAAAUUGGGGGAAUUGAGAAUAUUGUGAAAGAAAUCAUCCUCCCUUUGAAAUUCCUUAUUGGCUUGAUCUUCCCUAAGUUUUAAUUUGAAAGAUUUUAUAUCUUUCUAAACUUCAUUUUUAGUUAAAAGAGCAUCAAGCUAUCGCGAGAAAUCAUUCCUCCCUCCAGAAUUUCUUCUUUAGCUUCAUUUUUCCUUAGUUUUCCUUUGAAAAAUUUGACUAUCUUUUCAAAGUUAUUUUCAGUUGAAGGAAUAUAAAUCUUUCAGAGAAUUUCCUGAUCUUAUUUCUGCUGGUUUUAGGCCUCUCUACAAUAGUCUUAGUGCACUGUUACAAAUGAAUUUACAAUAAAUAAUUGUUAGAUUUCACAA